AUGGAUCUACUCGAUGUCCUUGGCAUGUCUGAACCUAUGAGUGUCAACACUCUUGCUUCCGAUGUGACUAAGGCUGGCCGCUCUCAAAAAUCUCCCGUGCCCUAUGAGACCGACGUUCCCGCCCGCACCGUAUUUGGGCGCCGCCACUCGAAUUCCCUUGCGGCUUGGCAGAUCUCAGAUACAACGGAUACAAUGACGGCGGUAGCAGACUACAACAAGAAGGACAAGGUCAAUAAGGACGACGCGCGCAAGGACUGCACCUGGAAGCCGGUGUUUGAGCACAAGAAGGACUUCAAAGGAUGGAACCGGGGCAAGUACGCCCCUACGUCCGCAAGGAUGUUAAGGACCUGUACGAGAUCGAAGGACGGCGACUGUAACUCUUACCAGGUUUACUCCGAAGAUGAAGUAGAGGAGAAGUUCAUCUGCGAGCUCUUCGAAGAGAUUAUAGACAAAUCCAAACACUACUUCAACGUCAAUCUGCUGAUAAUGCUCUCGGGUCGUUAUUCAGAAAUUUGCUUAGAAAUUCUCCGCAUUGACCGGUAG
Desarmillaria tabescens is the source of this 543-nucleotide messenger RNA. RefSeq lists its product as uncharacterized. Lineage: Eukaryota; Fungi; Basidiomycota; Agaricomycetes; Agaricales; Physalacriaceae. The coding region runs from base 1 to 543 and encodes 180 amino acids. The record is from RefSeq and is a predicted model, not a curated record. The transcript is spliced from 4 exons.